UCUCUCUCUCAAAUAACUGGCCAAGUUAGUGAAAUGGCGCCUCAUUUUUCCUGCCCUAGGUUUUUCCCCCUUUAACCCUUCCAUUUCUCUCAAAAAUCAAAACCGACACCAAUCGUUCGAAUUUUCUCGCACUUUCUCUCCGUCCGAACAGCCGAUUUGUCUCCGAAAGUCCCUAGUUUCAGGGUUUCGAUGGGGGUGAAUCUAACGGGAGGGGCGGUGGGUCGGAUUAUAAACAGAGAGGUGGCGAGCGAGAAGGAUUUGAAACCUGUGCUUCAAGUGAUAGAACUGAAGGAGGUUCAAACGACGUCGAAGAAUCAGCCACAGCAGCAGCAAGAACCCAAAAAGAGCGAGAGGUUCAGGCUAUUGCUAUCGGAUGGGUCCUUGGCGCAGCAAGGGAUGCUCGCGACCAAUAAGAACGAACUUGUCAAAUCCUCAAAGUUGCAAGUUGGCUCCAUUGUUCAGUUGACUCAGUACAUUUGCAACGUCAUCCAAGAUCGCAUGAUUGUUAUUAUUAUUGAGUUGGAGGUGAUAAUUGAAAAAUAUGAUAUCAUUGGGAAGCCUGUUCCAGCACCAAAAUCUUCUAGGCCCACAGAAGUCCCUACUGAUCAACCUGGGACAGUAAUGGUACAGACCAACACUUUUGGAGGAAGCUCAGUUGGUGGUAGUAAGGCUGAUAAGCUGAACUCAGCAGGGACCCCUCUACAGCAGCCUAGAAUGAAUCCAUUGCAUGGUAGUUCUUUUCCGAAUCAAGCUGAGCCAGUAAGAUAUCCGGCUGCUAAUUCACCACCUGUUUGUCCUAAAGCAGAGCCUUCUGCUGGUUUUCCUGGAUCUUCACCUUUAAGUGGGCCGUAUGGUGCUCAGAAUCAAGCUGAGCCAGUAAGAUAUCCGGCUGCUAAUUCACCACCUGUUUAUCCUAAAGCAGAGCCUUCUGCUGGUUUUCCUGGAUCUUCACCUUUAAGUGGACCGUAUGGUGCUCAGAGUACAGGUUUUCAUAACCCUAGGCCAGCAGCUUCACGUCCUCUAAGCACCUCUAACCGCCAACCCAUACCUGCCUAUCAACAGCCAUCCCCAAUGUACUCUAACAGAGGGCCAGUAGCCAAGAAUGACGCACCACCCAGGAUAAUCCCAAUUUCUGCUCUAAAUCCCUAUCAGGGAAGGUGGACCAUAAAAGCCAGAGUAACAGCAAAGGGAGAACUUAGGCGCUAUAGCAAUGCUCGUGGUGAAGGUAAAGUUUUCUCGUUUGAUCUCCUUGAUUCUGAUGGUGGGGAAAUACGGGUGACCUGCUUUAAUACUGCGGUUGACCAAUUCUUUAACCAGAUUGAAGCUGGUAGGGUUUAUAUGAUUUCUAGGGGAACGCUAAAACCUGCACAGAAGGCAUUUAAUCACCUCAAUAAUGAUUAUGAAAUUUGUCUUGAUAGCACAUCAAUAAUACAGCCAUGUUAUGAGGAUGACAACAAAAUUCCACGGCAGCAGUUUCAUUUUCGGGCCAUAAGUGAUGUUGAAGGCAUGGAGAACAAUAAUAUUGUGGAUAUAAUUGGUGUGGUCUCAUUUAUUAGUCCUGCUGCUUCAAUAAUGAGAAAAAAUGGUACAGAAACUCAGAAGAGAACCCUUCAUUUGAAGGACAUGUCUGGCCGAAGUGUUGAAUUAACUUUGUGGGGAAAUUUUUGCAAUGCUGAAGGACAAAAGCUCCAAUUUUUGUGUGAUUCUGGGGAGUUUCCAGUUCUGGCUGUGAAAGCUGGUAGGGUGAGUGAUUUUAAUGGGAAGGCAGUGGGUACUAUCUCUACAAGCCAGUUAUUUAUAAAUCCUGAUUUUCCGGAGGCUCACAGGCUCAAGGAAUGGUUUGUCGAUGAGGGAAGGAACACUCCCUCUGUCUCUAUUUCUAGGGAAACAUCAAGUGUAGGUAGGACAGAUAAUCGGAAAACUAUAUCACAAAUCAAAGACGAGAGGCUAGGAACUUCUGAGAAGCCAGAUUGGAUUACAGUUGUAGCAACUAUCGCAUACAUUAAGUUGGACAAUUUCUGCUAUACAGCUUGUCCUAUUAUGAAUGGGGAUCGUCCAUGCAACAAAAAGGUUACAAAUAAUGGAGAUGGGAAGUGGUGGUGUGAAAAAUGUGAUAGGUCCGUAGAUGAAUGUGACUACAGGUAUAUAAUCCAGUUCCAGAUACAAGAUCAUACAGGCGUUACAUGGGUGACUGCUUUUCAGGAGUCUGGUGAGGAUCUCAUGGGGGUGUCUGCGAAAGAUUUGUACUAUUUGAGGUAUGAAAACCAAAAUGAUGAAAAAUUUAUGGAAAUCACGCGUCAGGUUAUGUUUAACAAGUAUAUGUUCAAGUUGAAAGUAAAGGAGGAAACUUUUAGUGAUGAACAGCGUGUGAAGUCGACAGUGGUGAAAGUAGAAAAAGUAAAUUUUUCAUCAGAAUCGAGGUACCUUUUGGAUUUGAUUGAUAAGAUUAAAGCAAAUGAUUCUAGUUGUUUUGCAUCAAAGGCAGAGAUUACCACCCCUAAUCACGGAAUGGAUUAUACUGGAAUAGGGAAUGAUAUAAGCAGACAUCUCGCACCAACUGCUGGUAGAGAAUAUGGGUUACCUGCAUACCAAGGUGGUCAAUAUGGAAACCAGUACAGUGGUUUUAGGCUUAGAGAAACUGCUGCAAGCAUGGAUGUGUUCUGUAACAGUUGCGGAGUUACUGGUCAUAGCUCUACAAAUUGCCCUACCUUCAUGAAUGGUCCAGCACAGUCUAUGGGGAGGGACUGUACUGGUAGGAUAUCUUCUGAGGCAAGUGUUGGCCGUACCUCAGAUGAGUGCUAUAAGUGCCAUCAAAGUGGGCAUUGGGCCAAAGAUUGUCCGAGGUCAGGUCCAUCUUAUGGAAGCACUGAUUUUUCGUCUGGGAGAUACGGAGGUGUUUCGAGGCAACAGGUUGGUGGGUUUUGAAGUCUUUUCUGCCCUGCCAAAUUGUGGGUUACAGGCUUCACAUGGGUAAGGCAUUGGGAGCCGUGAGCUGCUUGUGGAAUGUCAUUCGGGGCAAAACUCUCUUUUGAAUCCUAAGGUGAACUUAAUAGGUUAGAACUAUCUCGUGUCCCUCAAAGUUGAACAUUUUCACUUCGGGUCUUGGAGUUUCAAUGUCUAUUUGUGACCUAUUUCCUUGUUUUCCUUUUCUUUUUUGUUUGUAUUAUACUUUGCUUAUGAGUAUAUUGCCCGCCUUCUGUAAUUUCCUUUGUUCGGAACUUUUGAUGCGCUGGUACAGGUUCUUUCAUUUCUAAUUAGAAUUAGCCAUUCGCAUGGGAAAAGCCUGAUGAACUUGCCAGCCUGAAAAGGGUAGCCUCUCCAGGCAUGUUUUGUUUUGGUGGAUGUCUUCCUGUAUUCACUUUUGGGCAUAAAUUAAUUCUGGGAUAUCCCUAUCUUUUGUAUAUACAUAUUUAUAUGUUCUACUUGUAACAAGUGA
Theobroma cacao (cacao) is the source of this 3436-nucleotide messenger RNA. Its product is annotated as replication protein A 70 kDa DNA-binding subunit E. Gene Ontology annotation, cellular component: nucleus; DNA replication factor A complex. The record is from RefSeq and is a predicted model, not a curated record. Gene Ontology annotation, molecular function: zinc ion binding; single-stranded telomeric DNA binding; damaged DNA binding. Gene Ontology annotation, biological process: nucleotide-excision repair; meiotic cell cycle; double-strand break repair via homologous recombination. NCBI's taxonomy places the organism in Eukaryota, Viridiplantae, Streptophyta, Magnoliopsida, Malvales, Malvaceae.